Megalops cyprinoides (Indo-Pacific tarpon) is the source of this 3774-nucleotide messenger RNA. It is a transcript of the gene col28a1a, whose product is annotated as collagen, type XXVIII, alpha 1a. NCBI's taxonomy places the organism in Eukaryota, Metazoa, Chordata, Actinopteri, Elopiformes, Megalopidae. The record is from RefSeq and is a predicted model, not a curated record. Bases 1 to 3519 code for a protein of 1172 amino acids. The transcript has 34 exons. Gene Ontology annotation, molecular function: serine-type endopeptidase inhibitor activity.
AUGGGUAAAGGCGUGGCUCUGUGCUUUGUGCUGCUGGCACUAUCACAAGGCGCCCCAGGCCAGAGCAAGAGGAGGAAGACGCAGCGAGAGAGCAACCUCGUCAUUCAGGAGGAUCCGAAAGGCCUGGUGUGCCCCCUGGAGGUGGCCUUCCUGCUGGACGGCUCGGAGACGGCCAAGCUGGGGCUGUUCCAGCAGCAGCAGGGCUUUGUGCGACGCUUCUCUCAGCGGCUGAUGCAGAUGCAGCUGCAGGGCUGGCGGCUGCGCACGCGGCUGGCCGCUCUGCAGUACAGCAGCUCCGUCUCCGUGGAGAACAGCUUCCAGGACUGGCAGGACCUGCACGCCUUCCAGAGCCGGCUGGGCCGCAUGGCCUUCAUCGGCCAUGGCACCUACUCCGCCUACGCGCUGGGCAACGCCACACGGAUGUUCGUGCGCGAGACGGAGCCGGGCAGCCUGCGGGUGGCGCUGCUGAUGACGGACGGGGCGGAUCACCCGCGCAGCCCGAGCGCCGCCGCCGCCGCCGCCGAGGCCCGGGGCCAGAACGUGUGGCUGUUUGCCGUCGGGCUGUCGGAGCGGGCGCGCGAGCCGCCCAACAGCGCCAGGCUGCGCGCCAUCGUCAGCCCCCCCGCCCACACACACGUGCUCAGCCUAACCGACAGCCUGCUGGACGACAAGCUGUACAAUGAGCUGGUGAGGGCGUGCGCUGACCACGGCUGUCCACAACCAAAAACGUGCUUCUGUGAAAAAGGGGAGAGAGGCCCUGCAGGCGGCCCUGGAACAAAGGGGGAUCCUGGACCCCAGGGGCCGCCCGGUCUGAAGGGAUCGAUGGGAGAACCUGGGAUCAACGGACAUCCGGGAGCUGAAGGUGUCGAGGGCCGAUCGGGUGUCAAAGGGGACAGGGGGGAGAGAGGGGAGUGUGGAACUCCUGGGCUGAAGGGAGAACAGGGCCUGGAUGGACCACUUGGCCCACGAGGAACCAAAGGAGAGCAGGGCCCGAGCGGACCUCCUGGCGAUCAUGGUCCCGAGGGACGGGCAGGACCCAAAGGCGACCGUGGACCGCCCGGAACUCCCGGACCACAAGGAGACAUGGGAAUCGGGUUUCCUGGACCAAAGGGUGAUAAGGGGAACCAAGGCAGACCUGGGCCCACCGGUCCCCUUGGCAUCGGGGAACCCGGCCCACCGGGCCCUCCUGGACCAGCAGGGGUGCACGGCUUCCAAGGCAUUCCAGGGGAGGGACUCCCAGGGACUAAGGGCGAUCGGGGGUACGACGGCCCCGCAGGGCAGAGGGGGCUCCCUGGAAUCGGGGUGAAGGGUGAAAAGGGAAACCUGGGAGCUUCAGGACAGCCAGGGUUCAGGGGGUUUCCAGGAAUGGGGAUUCAAGGAGAAAAGGGGGACCAGGGGCCAAUGGGUCCCCCAGGGCCCAGAGGGGCACCAGGUGUAGGAGUAAUGGGUCCGAAGGGCAACCAGGGGUUUCCGGGUGAGAACGGGCCACAGGGCGAGAGGGGUGUCGGAGAGCCAGGGCCUAAAGGUGAGCCUGGCCCAGACGGGUCACCUGGCAUUCCAGGUAUCCCAGGAGAGGAUGGAGCAGUGGGCCAAAAGGGUGAGAUGGGGUUACCAGGCCAGCGUGGCCCUGAGGGAGAGCCAGGGAAAGGAGAGCCCGGGGAGAAGGGAGACCGGGGCAAUCGGGGACUCAGGGGACUCUCUGGGGCCGCAGGCCCUGUGGGGCCAGCGGGGGCCAAGGGAGAGCCAGGAGCGCCGGGGCUGAUGGGAUUGGCAGGGCCACCUGGGAGGGGCUUACCGGGGGAAAAGGGGGACCCUGGUCCAGCUGGGCUGCCUGGGCCUGUGGGAGAGUCAGGAGUCGGGAUCACCGGGCCCAAGGGGGACAGGGGAGCCCCCGGACCUGUGGGACCCCCGGGAGAAAAAGGGGAGGGCUACACUGGGCCUCAGGGACUCCCUGGGUUACCAGGACCGUCAGGAGAGAUGGGACCCGAAGGAAGGGGAUUACCCGGAGAUAAGGGAGACAGAGGUCCCCCGGGCGUUCCGGGACCAUCCGGGCCACCAGGAAUUGGGUUGUUGGGAUCUAAGGGUUCUAUGGGUCAGCCUGGGCCAGCUGGAUCUCAGGGCGCACUUGGAGAGGGCAUUCAGGGACCGAAGGGGGAGCCUGGGUUUCAGGGCAUGUCUGGCCCCCGGGGCCCCCCAGGGGAAGGCUUACCUGGCGAAAAGGGAGACAGGGGAUUGGCUGGCGACCGAGGGAAGAAAGGAGAGAAAGGAGAAUCUGGGACAGCAGGAACACCAGGACCCACGGGGAGGCCUGGUCAGAAGGGGGACCCAGGUUUGACAAGAGAAGAGGUUAUCCAAAUAAUCAGGGAAAUCUGUGGCUGUGGUAUACGCUGCCGGGAGCUUCCGCUGGAGCUGGUGUUUGUGAUUGACAGCUCGGAGAGCGUGGGGCCCGACAACUUCGCCCUGGUGAAGGACUUUGUGAACGCGCUGAUCGACCGGCUGUCGGUGAGCCGCGAGGCGACGCGUGUGGGCGUGGUCCUCUACAGCCACAUCACCACGGUGGUGCUGAGCCUGCAGCAGCUGUCCAAUCAGGAUGAGGUGAAGGCGGCGGUGCGGCAAAUGGGCUACUUGGGCGAGGGCACCUACACAGGCAGCGCCAUCCGGGAGGCAGCGCGGCUCUUCCAGGCGUCACGGCCCGGCGUGCGCAGAGUGGCCGUCGUGCUGACGGACGGACAGGCGGACAGACGCGACCCUGUUGGCCUGGAGGAGGCGGUGCGGGAGGCCCACGCUGCCCGCAUCGAAAUGUUCGUGAUCGGUGUGGUGAACCGCAGCGACCCGCUCUACGCCGAGUUCCAGAGCGAGAUGAACGCCAUCGCCUCCGACCCCGACCGCGAGCACGUCUACCUCAUUGACGACUUCAUGACCCUGCCGACCCUGGAGAGUAAGCUGCUCAGCCGGAUCUGCGUGUACGAGGAUGGGUCCCCCUUCCGCCCCACCUACAAGUCCUUCCUCGCGGCCGGCCCCGCCUACACCCCAGAGACGUACACGCCCCCCUUCACAGGAGACUACGACAGGUUCACCAAGGAGGCAGGACCAUCAGAGAGGCCCACGCAACCGCAAGGUCCCAAGCCGGGCGUUAGUUUCUACAUGGACCACAAUGUGACGGAGAAAACCACUUUCAACGAAUCAAUCAACACUCUGACAGACGUCAUACAGCUGAAGCCACGCCCACCUGUCACUUCGGUGAUGGAUUCCAACAACUUCACAAACUGGCAGUACCUUCCAGAGACGACGCAGCCACCCCCUGAUCACCAAGCCCCGCCCCUCACCCAGGAAGUCUUCAUACCCGCUGUGGGAUGUGAGCAGGUUCUGGACCCAGGCCCGUGUCGACAGUACGUGGUGAAGUGGUAUUACGAUUCGGUGGCGGACUCGUGCGCCCAGUUCUGGUUUGGAGGCUGCGAGGGGAACCAGAACCAGUUUGAGACUGAAUCCAGCUGCGUGGCUGCCUGUGUCCGAACAUGACACAUCCGUAGUUGAAGUAUAUUGCAUGAGGUCCACACUGCAACUUCAGGAGUCAACAAUAUACCAUCUCACACACAUCUGCAGUAUUAAAAACUGUGGCAUUAAGUUGUGGAAAAACUGCCAUACUGAUUAUUCAAAUGACAUCAUGGCUUUCAGACACAGAAUAUCUGGGUGAGUCCUUAGCUGGACUACUACGCGUUGCUGACCGUCAGAAUAGCCUCAGAAAAUGAUUUUUAAAAGAGAUAAUCUAUAACA